Messenger RNA from Pangasianodon hypophthalmus (striped catfish), 786 nucleotides. Its product is annotated as microsomal glutathione S-transferase 1. Bases 180 to 638 code for a protein of 152 amino acids. Gene Ontology annotation, cellular component: membrane; mitochondrion. NCBI's taxonomy places the organism in Eukaryota, Metazoa, Chordata, Actinopteri, Siluriformes, Pangasiidae. The record is from RefSeq and is a predicted model, not a curated record. Gene Ontology annotation, molecular function: glutathione transferase activity. The transcript is spliced from 4 exons.
CAUUUGCUAAAGCCUUAGGGGAUAAAGGUUAGGCAAGCUUUUUGGCUUCAGCUCAAGAAGGCUGUGCAUAAAUUCAAAUUCUUUGUCAGCACACACCCAUGCAUGAGCCAGGAAGUUCUUGCACUAAUCAUACAUGCAGUUUGCUACAUAGCAGAGGAAUUCAUUGAGGAACUCUGACAAUGGCCCACGUAAUUGACAGCGAGGUUUUCCUGGCUUUCUCCACUUAUGCCACCAUUGUCAUUCUCAAGAUGAUGUUCAUGAGUCCUUUAACUGCAUACUACAGAAUCACCAGAAAGGCAUUUGCAAACGUGGAAGACGUCGGCACGGCCAAAACUCCUGAGGAGAAGAAAAAGAUGCUGCGGGUCAAUGAAGAUGUGGAACGUGUGCGAAGAUGCCAUCAGAAUGACCUGGAGAACAUUAUUCCCUUUGUGUUGGUUGGCUUGCUCUACACUCUGACAGGACCAGAGCUUUCCACUGCCCUGCUCCACUUCCGCCUGUUUGUAGGGUCACGUUUUUUCCACACAAUAGCGUAUGUGACGCCACUUCCUCAGCCCAGCAGGGGUCUGUCCUGGAUAGUGGGCAUGGGCACUACCUUCUCCAUGGCCUACCACAUCCUCAACACUGUACUGCGGCUGUAGAACAUCAGCAGACCUCUUUCAUGUUUCACUACUUUUAAUGCAGCAGUGUAUAAAUUUCUAUUUUAAAAUGAAAUUUGUGGUGUUUUGUCACUAAAUCCUAUACAGUAACAUCAGGUGUAAGCUCUAUUAUAAUACUGCUCUUACUUCA